This is a messenger RNA of Bufo bufo (common toad), 3816 nucleotides long. It is a transcript of the gene CCL19, whose product is annotated as C-C motif chemokine ligand 19. Gene Ontology annotation, cellular component: extracellular region. The transcript has 4 exons. Gene Ontology annotation, biological process: cellular response to type II interferon; positive regulation of GTPase activity; chemokine-mediated signaling pathway. The record is from RefSeq and is a predicted model, not a curated record. Lineage: Eukaryota; Metazoa; Chordata; Amphibia; Anura; Bufonidae. The coding region runs from base 101 to 406 and encodes 101 amino acids. Gene Ontology annotation, molecular function: chemokine activity; CCR chemokine receptor binding.
GAUAAAUACAAGGUCCUGGCCAGCAGGGAUCAGAGUCUGACAGCCUCACAGAGUGGAUAUAUCCUUAUCACAGCUGUGAACGUCUGUCCUUACUCCAGAGAUGGCACCAACCACCCUCAUCAUACUCCUUCUUGUCGCUUCCAUCUGCACUAUCCACCAAGUGACUUUCGCUCAUCAGACGGCAUCUGACUGCUGCCUGAGCACCAAGGACAAGACGAUUCCCUACAAAAAUGUGAAGUGCUAUAUCCAGCAGACUACGACACAGGGCUGCUAUAUCAAUGCCAUUGUAUUUCUCACUCAGAAGCACAAGCACCUGUGUGCCCCAACCAACUCACCAUGGGUAAAAGAGUUAAUGGCAAAACUAGACAAGAACAAGCCACACCUCAAGAAAUACUGUAGCCGCUAAAUACUCCUGACCAUGUUGGAGGUGCCGGAGGAUGAUGACGAAGAAGGCAUGAUCGAUAGAGUCCGGCCUUGCUGGUCUGUGCCCACUUCCUGCAAUGAUGUGAAUCCGCUGUUCUUCCAUUCUUUACUGCCUGUAGUCACCAGUUCACUAUAUUCUAUGCACUUUUACUUAUUCUUACAGUAUCUAUGGUACUGGAAGCUAAAUAAGAACUUUCCUAUAAACCUCAGUACAGUACUAAAUAGUAUGUCCUUCCAUAGCCUAGCUAUGUUUUUUCCUCCAUUUUAUAAAAUGACGACAUAGCAACUCUAAAUUACUGUAACGUGCUUUAUUUCCAUGUGAGUUUGCAAUAAUAGCAUUGGAUCUGUAAGCCAAACCUCUUGCUCAUUCGUGCUGUAGCUUUCAAGUACUAGGGUUGAACCACUUCUUCAGGAUUUGAAAGGGCCAAAUCAUCUUGUCAAAUGGUUAUAUAGACAGUGUCUUAAAGGGGUUGUCCACUUUCUGGUUAAUGUUGACCAAUGUGUUUGUUAGAUGAUUAUAUGGCACUUACUAAUAUAGCCUUUGUUUAAAUUCUGCACCAUUUUCUAUAUUUUAUCAGGUAUGCUCCCUCAUUCACAAAGUCUUUUGUUCUGUCCACACAGAGGUCCUGUCCAUAAGAUGGCCGCUGAUGGAGAGUCAUGUGACCAGGCAAAUCACUCCAUGUGAUGUUUCCUCUAUUCAAACACAUUGCACUAAACUCUCAACACUGCAAGUACAGAUGGCAGGUGCAGUGAAUUCCAAUGGAGAAGGCAUUGCAUAGAAGUGAUUUGCUUGGUCACAUGACCCUCCAUCAGCGGCCUUUUGAAGGACAGGGCCACUGUCUGGACAGCACAAAAGACUUUGUGAAAUAAGGAGUAUACCUGAUAAAAUAUAGAAAAUGGUCAAGACUUUCAACAAAGGAUAAAUUAGUAAGUGCCAUAUAAUCAUUCCACAAACACUUUGGUCAAAAGUAAGCAGAAAGUGACUAACCCCCUUUAAGGAUCUUAACAUGGCUUAACAAUGCUUCAUUUGACACUGCCAGACAUGAGGGGAGAUUUAUCAUGGGGGUUGGAAUUUUUGAAGUCAGAUUUUCUUGAGUGCAUUGCCAUAUUUUGCUCUAAUUUGUUUGAUACUGUAAAUUUGGUGCAUCGUUAAAGAAUUUGUCUACAGAUUAAACACAAUUUUUUUUUAUACCACCCCCCCUACUGCCGUAAGAUUAUGACUUUCUUCCUCUGAGAGCUCUGAGAGGUGUUGAUAACUCUGGUGGACACCCAAUUAACAUAGCCCACUUUCCGAGAGUGAUGCGAAAUUGCAAAAAGUCAAAAUUAAAGUAAAGUUAGACUUCUGGUGCAAAUGGAACAAUCAAUUCCCCAAGGGAGUUCUCUAAUGGAUAGAAUAACACAUUCAGGAUACAAUAUACUUAUAAUUGACUGAAAGGGGUUGUACAGGAUUAGAAACAUUAAACUAAAACAUUGCUAAAAAAAAACGGUGUCACACUUGUUCAUGGGUUGUGCAUGGCUUCGCAGCUCAGCCCCAUUCACUUCAGUGAGCUACAACCCUUUUAACUAAAUUUCACCUAAAAUCCACACAUAGUGCAGGCCACUGUAACAUCUCUUAGAAUGUAGUCUAUCCAUGCACUGUAGAGCGAUUAUGAAAUCUGUCUGUUCACUAGAGAGAGGGGGCAUCAUUGAGACUGAAGCUUAAAGGACGGUAACAUCACUGAAAAUGCAGCCUAUCCAGCCAACAGAGACCAGCUUUACAAUGAUUUAGAGAUUAGUGACAUCACUAGGAAUGCCACUUACCUACCGUAUUCACUAGAGAACAACAGUGACAUCACACAACCUCACUAAUGACUUGUUCACAUGUGUGACAGUCAUUUCCAUGUGAGCGUACCCUUAUACUGCAGACUGCAGUAUCCCUAGAGACUAGUGAUGUUUUCCCGAAAGACUCAGUUAAUUGAUUGGCUUCACUUUCCUGACUGUGGGAGGUAGAUACUUUUGGCUUGAUGAUUUAGGCUACAUUCAGUCCAUCUCCUGUAUUCGGCCAUUUUGAAAUACAGUACUAAGUCACUUUAAUUUUGUAAGUAAUAAAAAUGAAAAAAAAAAUUGAUAAUCAUUGACUAUCAACAGUGAAAAUUUAAUGAUUGUAAUGAUAUAUAUUCUUUAUUAAUAUAUUUUUAUAUAGGAAUUUAUGGUGUUUUCUUCAGAAUAAUGUUUCAUUAUCAUCUGGAUUACUUGGUAGUUUUGGUUUACAGAAGUGGUUUGGAAUGUACAGUAUCUCUGAGGCCUAAUUAAUUGUUCCAAAAGGAGACAAGCCAAGACCUUCUGGGCUUUCUAGUAGGGACUUUGCCUCAUUCCUCAAGGCCAGUAGGAUAAAUACCUUGUGCCACAUUCUUUCCAUUCCUCUUGUGCAACCAGCUCUCCCUGUGCAAAAACCCUUUAAUACAUUGGUAUUACUGUAGAUCAUCUUUCCUUUGCACAUAACUGGUGUCCUCUAGCUGGUUGGGUACAUACAUUUUCAGUCUGGCUUGUUUCUGAGGCAACUUUAAAAUUGACUUGAUAUAAUGACUCCCUCAGCUAUACAUAUUGUAGUCUUGACUAUUUCCCCCUUACUCAUGGUUGACAGCUACUUACCAUUCACAUUCCUCCCUUCUGAUAUACCAAAGCCAAUUCAACUCUUGUUUGAUGAUAUGCAGAAUAAUGCGAUUUGGGAAUAAAUUAUUAUUUUGUACUGUCUAGUUGCAUCUGAAUCUGAUUUGGGUCUACUAUUUGGGCUUGUCAGUGACCUGAUCCUAUGAUCUCUAUCUUUUCCUGUCUACUAUUUGAAACAUUGUUAUUUCCAACAGGUUGGGUCUUUCAAUCAACUUAGAUGAUGUUAGAGAUUUUGCCUGACUCUUGUUUUUUUAUUUUUUUGUAUGUACAGCAUGGUGGCCCUCUGGGAAAGACUGCUCUACCAUUGUAAUAGUACGAUCUGAACCUCUAUAACUUUGAAAUUGUAAAGUUUCAUUUAAAUUCUGCAUUUUUUUAACCAAGUUAUCCCCAAAUCGCUCUUAGUCAUAUCUGUUCUUGAGCGUUGUCUCCAACACAACAGCAGCCAUUGUUGGUUUAUUUCCAAUUCAGACCUGAUAAGACAUGAAGUUUCCAUGUAAUUACAAUUAUAACCUGGCACUUAUUAUUUUGUUCACUAGUAAAUGGAUUCUGAUUGGAUGGAAACCAACUCUUUUCUGUACAAUGGAUGGUGCAUAAAGGACAUAAAUGCAUUUUACUCUUACAAGCUUAAGGCAGCUCAGCCAAGUCUAUCCAGAUAGAGAGUGACAUAAUGUGUUUUUUUUAUAAUGAUGUUUUUAUGGUGUUGGGUCUUUUGUAUAUUAAAAGUGAUUUUAAGUAAAUAAAACU